CUCAAAAAAAAAAAAAAUUAUGAAUCCUUUCUUUCCUCCCCCCUUGUUCCCCUUUCCUCACCCUCAUGACCUCAGAUCUCAGGGCAGUUGUUAGCAGCAGGAGGUGGCCCAGAUCAUAAACCACUCCUUCCUUGCAAGCUACUUUGGCAAUUCAUUAAUGACCUGAAAUGCUUCAGAGCCAAGGUAAUUUUUUAUACAAAAAAUAAUUCUUAGAAGGAUAAAAAUUUCUCCUAACUUAUGUGAUUUGUAAAUUUGGACAUUUAAAAUAUUUAAUGGCACUUAUUUAUAGCUGUUGGGAGGUAUAGCUCUAAUUCAGAUUUAUCUUUUAUUUCGUUAGGAUGUUAUAGAAUAAUAGAUCCAAACGAGAUAGUUGUUGAGUGCAGCAACUAUUUAUGAUCAGUGAUCUGUGAUCUGGGCUAGGUCCAGAGAGGGGUGGACAAACAGUUUACAUCUGGGCCGUGGAGUUUGGAAGGCCUCGUGAUAGGAUAUUUAAGUAAGUUGGCAAAGAAGGGAACAUCAAAGAAAAGGAAAAAUGUGUCAAGUUAAGAGUUCCUUAAAGGGCUUUACUUGCUUAGGGAAAUGAAAGAUCAUUUCAAGGUUUAUCUGUCUAGGGAUGCCUUUAUAAAAGAAUUACAUUUGUUCUGUCUUAGGUAGUUUCCUGAUUGGUAAAGAUGAAAAUAAAAGCAUAUUCUAGGAAGAACACUGUGAGAAGCAGGUGUGCAAGUAGAAAAUGCCUUUUUUAUUUUUUAAUUAUGUUAGUUUUUUUAAAAGAGCUUUUUAAAAGAUUGCUGUGCAGUGGAGUGUUAGGUGCAUGACGUGCAUUAUUGAGUUUAAUUCUCACGAUACAAGGCUGGCACUAUUGUUAAGCUCACUUUACCAGCAUUAUUAUUAACCUCAUAAACCAAGGUUUAGAGGAUGGAAAUAUCUUGCUCAGGCUUGCACAACCAGGAUUCAAAUUUAGGGCAGACUGACUCCAAAGCUAUAUUGCCACAAUGCCAUACUGUGACCAUUAGGAUUGGAAUGAAGGUGUUGUUUAUAAGAAUAAAAGGAGACAAAACCUUAUGGGAUAGUUGGAGGAUGUUUAAAGCAGAAUCUGUAGAUAAUGGGGAGAUAAAACCUGACACAAAUUGGGGAGAUAAAACUUGACACAAAUUUUUAAGGGAAGCUACAUGUGUAUUCUCUGAGCUGGGUGAAGAACAUUCAUGUUGUGAGGCAGGGGUUCGAUCCUAUUAGGAGAUUUCUUCCAACUCAGAGAUGGUGUGAUGUUACUUGAACCCUUUGGCAGAAACAUGCAUUAAGGCCAAAUAACCAUCAUCCUGCUUUUUGCUGAGGUAUCACGGCAAGUGAUACCAGGAGUCUCUCCGUCUAAUAAACUCUUGGCAUGUUUCUACAGGUUUAGUGCAGGGGACCAUGUGUUCGUAGUGGAUGACUGUCUGUGAGCCUAUCUUUAUCUAGCUUUAGAGGCUGCCUCAGAUGAAGCAGCAAGCUGUGGUAGAAAAUGCCUGGAAUUUGGAACUGGCUGGACUUGAGAGGGAAUGUCAGUUUCGCCUUCCAGCAGGUGUGCAUCUCAGAGCAAAAUAGCUAAUUAUCCUGAGCCCCAGUUUUCUCAUCUGUAAAUGGUGACGUGUUUACCUUAUAUUAGGAAAGCACCCAGCUCGUUUUCUGAAAAUCUAGUGUGUCCAGCACUUAGUCCAUCAGGCAAGUGUAGCAUCUGAUCCUGUCAACAUCAUCAUCCACGAUCAUCACCAUCAUGGUUUGUGCUUCUUACAACCUCCCAAUACAAUUGGACUGUGAGGCUCAAAUACCCCUUUCCUAGAGAAACAAUAUGGAAACAGUUCAGCCAUAUUCAAAUGUGAAAUAAGAGUACCCUAGUUCAAGGUCUCUCAGUAGGGGACAGAGAUCUUGAACAGUGGACUGAAAGCCAAUUUAUAGGAUUGUCACGAGCACUGAGUAAGAAAAACGCUAUGAAAUUGCUUUGUAAACCCACAAAGCUUGAUUCAGAUAUUAGAAGAGUAAAAUGUUAUUAUGCCAUUGCCUUUGAAAGAAUUAAACUAAAAUCCCAUAACCCUUGGGUUCACAUGAGUAGUACUUUCCUAAAGUGUUUACAGGAUCCAAAAAGCCUUUCUCUUUGAGGCUCACGUUGCUCCUUUCCCUGGUUUUUGGCCUCCAGGACCAUAAGUCCCCUCUCCAGCUGGCUGGCAUUAAAGAUGGGCCCACUCUGGCCUGAUCCCGGCACCAGCAAUGGAAUGUUGACCUGUCUGCUGAGUCUUUGGAGCCCACCACUGCCAAGGAGACCCAGCUGGAGCUAAUUUGCUGGGCUGAGUCAUAGUAUCUGGUUGGAACCGGUUUCUUUUCAAUCACAAGGAUCUCCGUGAACCUACUGAGAGCUCACCACUUUGCUGAGUUCCUAGGUGUGGGUGGGUGUUCAGGCACGGUUAGGCUUCUGAGGAAGAUCCUUUUCCAGAGGGGAGGUUAUGAUAAUACACUUGACAACAACUGUGAAUGCUUCAAAACUGCCUAUCAUUAGGGCUAAAUGGUUUGUAACAUGAGAAUGACUGCAUAAUCCAAAGUAGGGGGAGUUCAGGGAAAGUUAGCAGAGUUAGAGAGUGUUUAUUAUUGGUUAUCCAGGGGAUGUUCAUGAAAACAUUCAUUAGUGCUGCUCAGAAGAAAGAAAACAGAGUGUCAGCAGAGGAGGCCAACCUGGGCAACUUCCAUGGGAAAGUCUGGGCAAUCAGAGCCUUGCCUCGGGAUAGAAUGGUAUUCCAGAGCUUUAGUGGCCAGCACAGCAGACCGGGAGUUGACUUUGUAGUUCCGGGAACUAAACUGUGGCUUGGAAAUGCAGGGACUGGGGGUUUAAAACCUGUUGCAUUUGCAUGUUACAUUCCGUUAUUUAUUUCUUUUUUUGUCACCUUAGUUUUGUCUUGAAAGGAUUUGUGUCAAACAGUUGCAGAAUAGUCACCAUCAGGCAACCCGGAAAUUUGUCCUUGGGGAGCUACUUAAGCAAUCGGAUGCUGACUUAGGUUGUUGUAUAAUCAGGAAGUCUGGUUCUAAUCUUAGCCUUGCCACUGUUCUGCUCCUUGCUGCCCAGAGUGUGGUCUGUGGAGUUGCAGCAUUACCUGGGAGCUGGUUAGAAAUGCGGAAUCUUGGGCCUGCCUAGACCUGUGAAUGAGAAGCGACGGCUUAGAAUCCCCAGCACUUCUCAGAACUUCUGGAUGAGUUUUCCCAGAACGUCUUGGGUCAGCUCCUGAAUGACCCGUUCCUCUCAGAGAAGAGUGUGUCAAUGGAGGUGGAACCUUCCCCGACGUCCCCGGCACCUCUCAUCCAGGCUGAGCACAGCUACUCCCUGUGCGAGGAGGCUCGGGCCCAGUCGCCCUUCACCCACAUUACCACCAGUGACAGCUUCAAUGACGACGAGGUGGAAAGUGAGAAGUGGUACCUGUCUACAGACUUCCCUUCAACAACCAUCAAGACAGAGCCCAUUACAGAUGAACCACCCCCUGGACUCGUUCCAUCUGUCACUCUGACCAUCACAGCCAUCUCCACCCCAUUUGAAAAGGAGGAACCCCCUCUGGAAAUGAAUUCUGGGGUUGAUUCCUCGUGCCAGACCAUUAUUCCUAAAAUUAAGCUGGAGCCUCACGAAGUGGAUCAGUUUCUAAACUUCUCUCCUAAAGAAGCCCCAGUGGAUCACCUGCAUUUGCCGCCCACCCCGCCAAGCAGUCACGGCAGCGACUCGGAAGGCAGCCUGAGUCCCAACCCAUGCCUGCACCCCUUCAGCCUGCCUCAAACCCACAGCCCCUCCAGAGCCACACCCCGGGCCCCCUCCGCCCUCUCCAGCUCCCCUCUCCUCACGGCUCCUCAUAAACUGCAGGGAUCAGGCCCUCUGGUUCUGACAGAGGAGGAGAAGAGGACCCUGAUCGCUGAGGGCUAUCCCAUCCCUACCAAAUUGCCCCUGACAAAAUCAGAGGAGAAGGCCCUGAAGAAAAUUCGGAGGAAGAUCAAGAAUAAGAUUUCUGCCCAGGAGAGUAGGAGAAAGAAGAAAGAAUACAUGGACAGCCUGGAGAAAAAAGUGGAAUCUUGUUCAACUGAGAACCUGGAACUUCGGAAGAAGGUAGAGGUUCUAGAGAACACUAACAGGACUCUCCUUCAGCAACUCCAGAAGCUUCAGACUUUGGUGAUGGGCAAGGUUUCUCGAACCUGCAAGUUAGCUGGCACGCAGACUGGCACCUGCCUCAUGGUUGUUGUGCUGUGCUUUGCCGUUGCAUUCGGCAGCUUCUUUCAGGGCUACGGGCCCUAUCCUUCUGCCACCAAGAUGGCUCUGCCCAGCCAGCAUUCCCUGCAGGAGCCCUACACAGCCUCCGUGGUGAGAUCCAGGAACCUGCUGAUCUACGAGGAACAUUCUCCCCCAGAGGAGCCGUCCAGCCCUGGCUCGGCUGGCGAGCUGGGGGGCUGGGAUAGAGGUUCCUCCCUGCUCAGGGUGUCAGGGCUGGAGUCCAGGCCGGAUGUGGAUCUUCCCCAUUUCAUUAUCUCGAAUGAGACCAGCCUGGAGAAGUCAGUGCUCUUGGAGCUGCAGCAGCACCUGGUCGGCGCCAAACUGGAGGGGAAUGAAACACUAAAAGUUGUAGAACUCGACAGAAGAGUGAACACCACUUUCUAAAGAGGCUGCCUGCACCCCCCCCCACUUUCCCAUAACUCUCCUUUUACAUCCCCAAACCACCUUUGUCAUCAGCUUUUCCUCUUUGCCACCGGAUCUUCAUGAAGACAUGGGCAAGCAUUAGUGGCUUCAGAUGGGAGGCCAGCCUGGGACUUCCCCUGCAGUGAGAGAGCAUCUUCCCCUGGUCCACGCCCCUCCCGUGCAGAAGGGAGCCUGCCUCCCUCCCUUCCUUUCUCCUACUGCCAUAGGAAAUUAUUUUAGGGGUUGGAGGUGAGACAAACAGGCUUGUUUCCACCAAUAAUGCCAAAAAGAUACUGCCUAAUGUGCACCUGUGAGGUGUGACGACCCCCCCACCCCUUUGAAGAAGAGAUAGCUCUUGUUCAGUUGAGACCCCAGACUCUAGCCACACAAAUGCCAUGAUGCCUGUUGGUAUUUGGCAAAGCUCUGACCCGUGUCCUCCCUUGCUCACACUGGGGUCUCUGGUGUGAACACCCCCGACAGCAGCCCUCCACCCCCUCUGCCCCCAGGAGCCUCAUGGAUCGUCUCCUGCACCAGCACAGGCAGGCGAGGGCUCCCCUUCAUGUUCUCAGGCCGCAAGUGCAAUGCCUGAGGGGAUCAGGCUUUUCCACUCCAGGCGAACCUGCCCCAUCUUGUCGCUUUUAGGACCUCCCACAACCUGGUUCCCCACACAUCCAUAGUUCUGCCUCCCCGGCUUCUCCUCCCCACUUGUAAAUAGUAUUUAUUAGCUCGUCCAGGCUUCCUGCUAGCAACCACACUGAAGAGAUGGAUGCCUCCUUUCUAGCCAGCAGAGUUUUCUGCUCUUUAGAGCUAGGAGGGCACCUUAGGCUCUGGGAUAUCCUAUCUUUCCAGACAAUGUUUGAUUUCCUUUCCUUUUUUUUUUUUUUAAACUGGACUAAUUACCAUUGAAAAAGAAAUUCCCUUGAGCAUGUAUGUGUCUGCCUCUAGGAUGAGGUCAGAGCAAGAGAUGGCACAGAAUGCCUCGCUCAGGCCUGGGGCUCUGUGGCCACAAGCUUUUUCUAUCCUGUUUUUGUGACAGAGAAGGGAAGCCCUGUCCCUGACAACAGGGGUUUCAGACAAGCUUGCUGGCUUGUUUUUCCAGACCUGCCUGGCCCCUCCUUCCUCCACACUUCCGCUUUGUCCUCCUUGUCCCCUGCCUCAGCAAAGCAGGUGGGAUGGGGUAGGUGACAUUUGUGUAUCCACACUCUUAACUUUUAUAGUCAGGUCUGGCUACUUUGCAGCUCGCCCAAAGAGAUACAACCUAACCCCCAACCUACUUUUAGUUGUUUUUUUUUUUUUUAUGAUUAAAAGUAACUUUUGUAGUUUAAAAAAAUCUUUCCUUUUUCAUACAAAUAAGAAAUGGAAAUUGCCUUUUUAUUGUGUAACAUAGAAGACAGACCCUCAAGUGUUUUUUCCUAGCUUGUGAAAGAUUUUGUUUAGGAAAUAUGCAUAGAGUUUGUAUUUUACUUUUAGGAGCAGCUGAAAUGCCUUUGGUUUUGCCUUCUCGCUCGCUUGCUCGCUCGCUCUCUCUCUCUCUCUCUCUGUCUCUCGCCCCAUCCCCUCCCCCGCCAUGGCAUCUGCAUUGUUACUGGAGCCUGUACUUAGAGGGAUUAAGGCCACACCCCGGCUUCCAGCCCAUAUCAGGUACAGGAUUUGGUGUUAUUAACAUUUGUCAUCAUACCUCAUAAUCGGGUCCCUGCUUUGUCUGUCUAGGCCCAUUUGGGGCUCCCUGUGAGUGAUCCCCCUCUCUCUGUGCUGGAGAGGGUUCCAGCCUGGGAAGCGGCCAAGUUCAUCUUCUCACUGAGUGGAAGCUGAAUUGCCCUGUGGUCUGGGUGGUUCUUGUUGUCCCUCACAUUAGCCAGGGCGGAGACUGUCUGGGCUGUGCAGGAGGAGGGCUGCUGGCAGGUUCUGCCUCUGCUGCUCUCUGCUCCACUGUCUGCAGUCCAGAUCCUAUUGGGCCUGGCUGGUGUCUGGUAACCAUGGGCCUGCACUGACCCAUCCCCCUCUUUUAAACUGUCAGGUCUUUAUCAAGCACAGGCAGCCUAUAGGGCCCAAAGAAGGCAAAAAGAUAAAAUUGACUCAAGUAGCAUUUGGGCAAUGAGGAAGGAAGGGUUUCAAAUUUAAGGGCAGAAGUGAGAGAGAGAAUGAGCCAGCCCAUGUCCCUGCUGCAACUGAACCAGAUUGGGUUUUCAAGGCUCCCAGAUACAGUCAGAGUAGAAAACAGAGGAGGGAGAAGAUAAAGGAAACUUCUGGCCCCUGUCCUUAGUGCUUUGAGGAUUUUCUUCUCUCCCUUACCUACCCUUAUUUGACAUCACUCUCUCUAGACCUCCAAACAGCAGGGCUCUGUCUCUGGGAAGCUAUCCUUCCAGAGUAGAAUCUGUGUAGAGACAUGGGACAUCAGCCAGAGAGCUCAGAUGGCCCUUUUAAGGGGGUUCCAAGAACCAACAUCACUGCUCUUUUAGAUGAACCUCUGUCCUCCUCCCCUUGCUUGAGUGAGUUAAAGGAACUAACAGUUGUCCCUUUAGGAGGACAAAAUGGGGUCAAGAGGGCACAGAAGAAUUGUAUAGCCCCAGACUGGUUCCAAAUAAUUAAUGGAUGUACAUUUUUUAUUGAGGGAUUAAGACCAGACUAUCAGUGGAUUUGUUUUCCCUACCAAGUGGCCCCUUAGACUAGUCAUUAACUUACGGUUAGCUCUGAAGAUUUCAAAUAGUGACAGACACUGGCUCCUGAAUGUAAGUUUUGAGAAAUACGAGUCUGUUAGAGGGGCCAUAAGCCAUAAAGAGUAAAUCUGUUAAUUAAAAUUUUCAUCAUGUAAACAGGUUUCCCAUUUCCCUUUCUUAGAUUGCACUAGUGACGGAAAUGUCUUGCAGAGAUUCCGAGAACCAGUUUUUCACUGGAUAAGACCUGAGUUAUCCAGACCCCCUAGCGUGGUUCUUUUCACAGCUCUCGACUUCGCACUUAAAAAGGGAUAUUGUAAAUGAAAGGCUGCAGUGCCAGUUUUAAGAAAGAAUUUCUGUGAAGUGUGAGGACUCUGGAGUCUAGCUCGCAUAAAGAGAGUGUUAUGUAAAAAUCUGACAGCCGAACUAGGUUGCUCUUUUUUGGCAGGGAGUGGGGAUGAGAUUUGACACCAAUAUGGGCAAGAUUAGAUAACCUUUUGGUUAAUAUAAAUGAUUUUGAUUUGGAGACCUAAUUUGUAGAUUGUGAAAGCAGCUUUUAGUUCAACUUAUUCACAAACCCCCUAUGAUGACCAUGCUUUUUUUUUUUAAGUUCUGAACUCUCUCAGUUCAGCAUGUGAAUCUUAUGUGCCCAUAAAGUAGGGAUGUUGAAUUGGCUCUUCUUUGUUGUGGCAGUGAGUCAAUGUCCAGCAUUUUUUUUAUAGGCGUCUUAUUAAAAUUGUUUUCCAGCAUUUUAUGGCCCCUCCCUCUCAUGUUUUCAGACCCAGCAAAAGCAUAGAGACAGAAUCCAGAGGCCUCCUCCGGCCAGCUCUUCUGCACACAUGUCAUAUGAGGUGUGAAUCUGAGCACACUCGAGAAAUGGAGACAUUCCACCCCCAGUUGAAUCAUGGCCCAUUCGUGCUGACCUGGCCAACACGGGGAGGGCAGAGAUGGAAGAGAAGGCCUUCAUCCUCUCCUUCAUCGGCCCAAAGUCACUACAGUUGGUUCUGUUGAAGCCAGUGUUUAAGAAACCUAGGUUAAAGACACCAGCACUUCGGCUUGCUGGGCUGGCUGGACCUGUGAAGCCAUGGGGGUCAUUUUAUUUGACCAUCUUCAGCUGAGGCUGUCUGUAAACAUGAUAGAAUAGGCCCCGCUGGCAGGGCAGUUAUAGGAGAAAGUAGGUGGUGGUGAUGUGGGGACUGUGAAGGAUCCAGAGACAAGUCUUAGAUGUUUCAUUCAUUCACUCACUCAUUCAUUCAGUUACGUCUCAGACUUUUCAGUUUCAUAAGGAAGAGUGUUGCCUGAGGCCCUAGGGAAUAUUGAGGAAUAGAAGGAAUUGAGGAAAUAUUAACAGUAGUUAUUCAAAAGACUCAAAUGCUUAUGCCCCCCUCUCUCCCUCCUUCUCUCUCUGACACACACACACACACACACACACACACACACACACACACACACACUCCUCUCUUAUCUUAGAUGCUCAUUUGUGCUUUAAAUGUGCCUUAUAUAUGAAUCCAGGAUGACUGAGUAAUCCCUCGUCCCUGGGAGAUUUUGUAUAUAUUCUUUUAUUAUUAGAUUGAGGUGGGGGUGGGGGAAAGAAUUUAUUCCAAAGGCUCAAAAGUGGUUUCCUAAAAGUGAGCCACUGUCAGAUUUGCACAUCAGGAGAAAAGAAAUAGGGUUAUGUCCAUUAGGAAAAUCCCAUUUUGCAGGAGUGCAAUCACAUCCAAAAAAGCAACCAACCAGGAUUAAAGGUAUUAUAAAUCCUCCCAGUGGAACAUUUCUCAGGGCAAAGGAACGUGGCCCAUUUGAAAAUUAAUGUUCCAUGCCUUUGUGGUCGAAGGGUCAGCACUUAACACAGGAAAAAACUAGGUAUUGUUUUGUUAUUUGGACAACAUAAAAUUCAGGAAUGUUUUAUUUAGUCUUGUUUCUAGAAGGAAGGGAAAUAAUAUGUCUUGAGCAUUUACUAAGAUGUUGGGAGCUGUGCUAAGAAAGUUUGAAGUCUUUCAGUUUUAUAGAUGUAGAAAACAAGAAUGAUUCUUGACCAUGGGAUGAAUAAAGAACUAAGUAAUAUGGGACAUGCAACAAUUUCUGGACUUGCUGAGCCGAUCCCUUCCUGUGGGCACACUGUAAACUUUUAAGUUUUCUGGGCAGGAAUUACAGCACCUGCCCCCUGCAGUGGCCCUGCUGUGCAAUGUUCACUGUUUCACUUCAUGCUGGAGCAGUCCCCCAGGUGUCCAUCUCCUAUCUUUUUGUUCCAAUCUUCUGUGAGUUCCAGCUUGCGGGCUUUCCAUCUGGGGAAAGGAAAACCAGGGGUUUUAGCUCUGUUCUCUGCUCUCAUCCUUUGUUCACCAGCUGAGUGAGAACACGAACUUUUUGCACCAUGUACCCAUGGCUUACACUACUUAGAAAAUCACCUUUUCAGAUAAAACACUUUAUGAGUUCAUGGAGAACGCCAGCACUCUUUGACAAAGCUGUGAGUGACCCUUUUUAAACAACGCUGAGCAGACCCUGGGCUAUAAUCAACGGUGAGCUUUAAUGUCUAUGCUGACAGGCUUUGCUCUCUUUUGUAACAUGUUACGUAGACCAGCAGUGUUUAAAUCUAAAUAUGUUGUGAGUCUGUUUUCUGUCCUAUCGCGUUUUUUAAAAUGACUUUAUUCUUUAUCACAGCUAAGUAAAUACCAAAAAAAAAA
Molecule: messenger RNA, 10010 nt
Organism: Sapajus apella (tufted capuchin)
Lineage: Eukaryota; Metazoa; Chordata; Mammalia; Primates; Cebidae
Gene: CREB3L2
Product: cAMP responsive element binding protein 3 like 2
Exons: 12
Coding region: 3281-4654 (457 amino acids)
Biological process (GO): regulation of transcription by RNA polymerase II
Molecular function (GO): DNA-binding transcription factor activity, RNA polymerase II-specific; cAMP response element binding
Source: RefSeq, a predicted model, not a curated record